CCUUACACAAAUGUGUACCAAAAAGUGUCGCUGGCUCCUCUACCAUUAAUUAAAUGACAGUUAAGAAUAAAUUAUGACAUUAAGUUAAUUUUAUAUAUUUGUCAAAAUCAGCAAAUAGUUCUAAAUUGAAUUACUAAAUUUUUGUUUAGUUUACUUACAAUGACUGAAGUUUUAGAAAGUUAAAACAUUAUUAUGGCCAAGAGAUAAUGAAAAAAUAGAAUAUAUACAGGAUGUUUCAAAAUUAUUCAGCAAUGUAUCUAGGGAUUAUGAUAGGAACAUUUAAGGUACCUACCUACUAUGAAUGUCCAGCACGACUUUCUGCGGAUAAAUUUAGUAUUCAAAGAGUCCUAGUAAAGCCUGCAAAAUCCUUAGCUGCCAGGAAAGAAGAUAAUUUAGCGAUCAGACUACCAGUUUUACCACAUGAAUCAAAAAAUUAUAAUCCAAUGCCCUAUAUUUUCAGAGUUCCUGGUACCAGUAUUCCUAUUAAAAUUGCCAACCUCACAGCGAGAAGUCCACCUUUUCAUAUAUUACUGGAUCAUACUAUUGCAGUUGUAUGGCUUCUUUUUGCACAAAAUACUUACGACUGUCCUUUAGGUAUAAAUCAACUGCAAUGGGCUUUGGCUUUUCUAAAGACCAUACAGGAUCCAAACGGAGACUACACUGAAGAUGUAAAAAUUUGCAUCGAUGCAAUUGAAGAAAUUUUAGUAAAGGACUAUGCUGACCUGCAACAAGAAAUAAACUCCGCGAAUCAGUUAGAUGAGUCGGUACAUUACGGUGGAGGAGCCUUAGGGUCGAGUACUUUGGUAACCCAAGACAUUCCAUUUUCGUUAAACUAUUCGGAAAUUCUGAAUAGACAUCAAGCAGCUGCAUCAGACGUACCAGGAUUUACAUUAAGUGCCGUUGAAUGCGAAGAAGAGUUAGAAAAACUUAAAGAGGCUGCUGGGGUUAAAUCUAUCGAGAAACUUGAUUCUAAAUCAAAGGAGAAAGCAAUUAAUGUUUUAAGAAUUUGGAAGACUGAUCAAGUUGAGAAAAUACGUGGAGAACUUAAGAGGUUGCGUUCGAUCGAGGACAAGAUGAAGGACAUUGACGAAAACUUUCAGGGCUACUGUGAUGAUGGUACUGAAGAUUUUUUAGCAAAAUGCGACCAAGACUGAAGAAAAAAUAUAUUUCAACUUAUAAUUUCUAAUAUUAUUUUGUCCUACAAAGUUUACUAUUAAAAUACUACUCGCACCA
Messenger RNA from Psylliodes chrysocephalus, 1233 nucleotides. NCBI's taxonomy places the organism in Eukaryota, Metazoa, Arthropoda, Insecta, Coleoptera, Chrysomelidae. The record is from the annotation of a GenBank genome assembly.